AAGGAGCGUCGUCGAGACACGUCAUUGAAGGAUGACUGCUUUAUUGAUAAGUUUUCCGAAGCCGCGUGGAUUGUUGCGCUACCUUUGUUAGUGCGACGCUUGAUAAGGAAGGAUUCGUCUGUGGCACGUCUCUCCAUCGAAUAUUGCUGUCAACCAUGGUCGAAAGAGAACAGACAAAAAAAGAUAUAAAAGAAUUAGCGAAAAAUGAUAAGUAUUCGAUUUUGCUUCCAACCUACAACGAAGUUGAGAAUUUACCCAUAAUUGUAUGGCUUAUCGUGAAGUAUAUGGAUGAGAGCGAACUUGAUUAUGAGAUUAUCGUGAUAGACGAUGGUUCACCAGAUGGAACAUUGGACAUGGCCAAACAGCUGCAAAAUGUAUAUGGAGAGAACAAAAUUGUUUUGAGACCGAGAGAAAAAAAACUUGGGCUAGGCACAGCUUACAUGCAUGGGAUUAAACAUGCUACAGGAAACUUUAUUGUCAUUAUGGAUGCAGAUUUGUCUCAUCAUCCCAAAUUUAUACCAAAAAUGAUAGAGCAGCAGAGAUAUCUUGAUCUAGAUAUCGUUAGUGGCACCAGGUAUGAGCAAGGUGGUGGAGUUUAUGGUUGGGAUUUCAAGAGAAAAUUAAUAAGCAGAGGAGCAAAUUUCUUGACUCAACUGUUGCUGAGGCCAGGUGUCAGUGAUCUCACAGGAAGUUUUAGACUAUACAAAAAAGAUGUACUGGAGAAACUUAUUCAGUCCUGUAUAUCAAAGGGAUAUGUCUUCCAGAUGGAGAUGAUUGUAAGAGCUAGGCAAUUCAACUACACCAUUGGAGAAAUUCCAAUCACAUUCGUCGACCGUGUUUAUGGAGAAUCAAAGCUGGGAGGAUCAGAAAUUUUCCAGUUUGCAAAAGGUCUUCUAUAUCUCUUUGCAACAACGUAAUAUAACACGCGAUGAGAAAAGAAAUGAAAAUAAUCAUUUCUCAUAUUUUGAAAAGAAAGAUAUAUAAAUCAAAAUGUCUAUAAAUAAAAAAUUGUAUAUUAAUGUGCGUUUUUUAAAUAAACACUUAAGUUAUAUGCACUAA
Messenger RNA from Bombus huntii, 1059 nucleotides. RefSeq names its product dolichol-phosphate mannosyltransferase subunit 1 (gene Dpm1). The coding region runs from base 156 to 917 and encodes 253 amino acids. Lineage: Eukaryota; Metazoa; Arthropoda; Insecta; Hymenoptera; Apidae. Gene Ontology annotation, biological process: GPI anchor biosynthetic process; protein O-linked glycosylation via mannose. The transcript is spliced from 4 exons. The record is from RefSeq and is a predicted model, not a curated record. Gene Ontology annotation, molecular function: dolichyl-phosphate beta-D-mannosyltransferase activity. Gene Ontology annotation, cellular component: endoplasmic reticulum membrane.